This is a messenger RNA of Pteropus alecto (black flying fox), 6265 nucleotides long. It is a transcript of the gene PIGQ, whose product is annotated as phosphatidylinositol glycan anchor biosynthesis class Q. Gene Ontology annotation, biological process: GPI anchor biosynthetic process. Gene Ontology annotation, cellular component: membrane; endoplasmic reticulum. NCBI's taxonomy places the organism in Eukaryota, Metazoa, Chordata, Mammalia, Chiroptera, Pteropodidae. The transcript has 14 exons. The record is from RefSeq and is a predicted model, not a curated record. The coding region runs from base 320 to 2065 and encodes 581 amino acids.
UGGGGCUCGUGUCCCGCGGCGCGGCCGCGGCGCGGCCGGGGGCCGCGAGCGUUGUCGUCCGCCCAGGCCCGCCCGACGCGAUCCCCAACCCUAUCCCUACCCUGCCGCCCAAGGGCGUGGCUCCAGGGAGCAGCCGCUGGAACCCACAGCUGUGAGGGGACCCUUUUACAAGCUGGCCAAGAAAGGCCUCAACUCUCCAGCCCCAGGCUGAGCUGCCUGCAGAAGAGGAAAGCAGCUGUACCAGUGGCCUCUUAAAGCCUGGAUGUUUGUAUCUGUAUGAGGCCCCUUCCAGAACCCCCUGACCCUCAGUGUCCCCAGCAUGGUGCUCAAGGCUUUCUUCCCCACAUGCUGUGCCUCAGCAGACAGCGGCCUCCUGGUUGGACGGUGGGUCCCGGAGCAGAGCAGUGCCGUGGUCUUGGCUGUGGUGCAUUUUCCCUUCAUCCCCAUGCAGGUCAAGGAGCUUCUGGCCCAGGUGCAGCAGGCCAGCCGAGUGAGCAUAGCUGUGCUGGGCACCUGGUGCCACCGUCGGCAAGGACCCGAGGAAAGCCUGGGCCACUUCCUGGAGGGCCUGGGUGCCAUCUUCUCCCACGAGCCCUGGCUCCAGCUGUGCCGGGACAGGGGCAGCAAGUUCUGGAGCUGCAAGGCCACCCGCCGGCAGGUGCCCACCUCCUUUGGUGCCCCUGGUGAGGACCAGGUCAUGCUCAUCUUCUAUGACCAACGCAAGGUGCUGCUGUCCCAGCUACACCCACCCGCAGCCCUGCCUGACCGCCAGGCCGGGGAUGCCACAGCCAGUGCUGGGGGCCUGGCUGCUGUCUUCGACACGGUGGCUCGCAGUGAGGUGCUCUUCCGAAGUGACCGGUUUGAUGAGGGCCCUGUACGACUGAGUCACUGGCAGUCAGACGGUGUGGAGGCCAGCAUCCUCGUGGAGCUGGCCAAGCGGGCCUCGGGACCCAUCUGCCUGCUGCUGGCCUGCCUGCUGUCACUCGUCUCAGCUGUCAGUACCUGCUGGGUAUUCAAGCUGUGGCCAUUGUCCUUCAUCUGGAGCAAGCUCUCCACAUGUGAGCAGCUGAAUCAUCGGCUAGAGCAGCUCAAGCUCAUCUUUAGCCCCCAGAAGGCUGAGAACCCCUCUCAGCUGAUGAGGAAGGCCAACAUCCUUGUCUCCGUGCUCCUCGAUGUGGCCCUCGGCCUUACGCUGUUGUCCUGGCUCCAUGGGAAAGACCGCAUUGGGCAGCUGGCCGAUGCCCUCGUCCCUGUGGCUGACCGUGUGGCAGAGGAGCUCCAGCAUCUGCUGCAGUGGCUGAUGGGUGCACCUGCUGGGCUCAAGAUGAACCGGGCACUGGACCAGGUGCUAGGCCGCUUCUUCCUGUACCACAUCCACCUGUGGAUCAGCUAUAUCCAUCUUAUGUCACCCUUCAUUGAGCGAAUCCUAUGGCAUGUGGGCCUCUCAGCCUGCCUGGGCCUGACGAUCGCCCUCUCCAUCUUGUCGGACAUCAUCGCCCUCCUCACUUUCCACAUCUACUGCUUCUAUGUCUAUGGAGCCAGGCUGUACUGCCUGAAGAUCUAUGGCUUAUCUUCACUCUGGCGCCUGUUCCGGGGAAAGAAGUGGAAUGUUCUGCGCCAGCGGGUGGACUCUUGCUCCUAUGACCUGGACCAGCUGUUCAUCGGAACUUUGCUCUUCACUGUCCUCAUCUUCCUGCUGCCUACCACGGCCCUGUACUACCUGGUGUUCACCCUGCUCCGGCUCCUGGUAGUCACUGUACAGGGCCUGAUCCAUCUGCUCGUGGACCUCAUCAACUCCCUGCCACUAUAUGCACUUGGCCUCCGGCUCUGUCGGCCCUACAGGCUUGCAGCCGGUGUGAAGUUCCGAGUCUUGGAGCAUGAGGCUGGCAGGCCCCUCCGCCUCCUGAUGCAGAUAAACCCCCUGCCAUAUGGUCGUGUGGUGCACACCUACCGCCUCCCCAGCUGUGGCUGCCACCCCAAGCACUCCUGGGGCUCCUUAUGUCGCAAGUUAUUCUUCGGGGAGCUCAUCUACCCUUGGAGGCAGAGAGGGGACAAGCAAGACUGAAGAACCAAGGCUACCAGCCUGCCCAGCACCACUACAUGACCAAGAUGAAUUCCUGGGUCCCUGACACCUCCCAGCUGCCUCAGUGGAGCAGUGGCCAACCAAUCUGGGGGAUCCAAGCAGUCGCUGAACACUAGCCCACACCAGCAGCUCCAAUGAGCCAGGGCCCUUCAGGAAGCUGGAUGGCCGUGCCUCACACACUGAACUGCACAGGAUUACUUGUGAUGCUUCCUGGGGAGAUUGCUUUGCAGGAGGAGCCACCCACAGGUCUUUGGGGGACCCUGUGUGAAGCCAGACUACAUGGGGUGCCCGGCUCUGCCUUGCUAUAAGCUUAGUGCCACCUGCCCAGCUGCCCAGUUCCUGCCCUGCACCUGCCCUGUGCCCCUGCAGCAAUAGACCCCUUGGACAAAUCUUCCACCUUCCCUCACUGGCUUCUUGUGGAAGCAGGCUGCUCCUGGGCAGAUGCUUUUAUGGCCCCAGGGAGUGGUCCUGGCUCUCAGGUUACAUCUGCCUGCUGGCUGGCCGCAGAGUCUAUGUGGGUGUGAGCCCUGGAAUCCCCAGUGGGAGGAAGCCUGAAGAUGUGACGGUAUCACAUGCAGUUUGUCAUCUUGGAAUUGGAAACUGUCCUAUAGGCAGUGGGGGGAAGUGCUCUCUGUUCAUCGUGUGCUCUCGGGACUAUCUGCUUCUCCUGCCCACACUCCUUGGCUGCCAGCCACAGUAGGGGACCCCUGGGGAAGUCUCCACCAGCUCAGUGUCCGGUGGGACUAGUCCUGGCUCUGCCUUUCUCUGCUGUGACAUUAAAGCCUCGCAUGUGUUUGAGUGGGCCACUCUACCUUCCCAUUGCCCCGUGUACAGUGGGUCUGGGGUGGGGCGGGGGAGCUCCUCCUGGGGUGAUGGGACAGCUGGCCCUCACUGUGUUCUGAGAUGACUACCUCAUCUUUUCCGGUGACGCCAACAUGAGGAGAAUUGGGAGCCCUGUCUCAUGGAGCAGGCCUCUCUGCAGGUCUGGUGGGUAGGUGUGUAGGCCCUGGCCCUUUGAAGAUAUUCUGGAGUGGGCCGGUGGAGCCAGGGCCACUUGCUCUUGGGUUUCGGCCUUGCCCUUGCAUGGGGUCUCCCAGGGCUAGAGUGCAGGCCUUCCGGCAGGCGAGGAUUGAGCCACUCCUGGCUCUGAUGAAUAUGUCAUCACCUGACACUCAAAGACUCUAUGCAUGGUAGGGUACUCCUGACUGUCUUACAGCCUCCAGGGACCCUCAGGUAGCCUCUUCUGCACCUGCUGUGUAGAAGAGGGGCUGGAGCCCAGGGAAGUCAUUCAGCAACUCUCAGGCCUGCACCUUCACCUCCCAGAGGGCCCUGCAUAGGUCUUGGUGGGCAAGGACUGCACCCCUAGCACCUUAUGAGUACAGCCUCCACCACUUGCAUUUCUGGAAUUCAGUGAAUUCUCUUCCUACCUUCUGUGGCCAACCUGCUCAUCCUUUGCCCACUUUUGCCCCUGGUUCAUGCCGGACAUACAUAAGGUUUCUGGCUUUGUCCACCUGUGGGACUUUAAUGGGGCCUUUCCUUGGCACCAGGCCUGGACCAAGGCAUCUAGAGUAACUGAAAUCUUUAUGGGUGCUCCCACAGAACCUGGGCACAGAGCUUUGGGGCCAAGGUCUGUUUGCCCCAUUGGUUGAACCCCAGACACUUAAAAAGGAGGGCUUGGAGUACAGCAUAGAGGGCAGUGGGUCUCCUGGAGGUGAAGGGCAAAGAUAUCCCAGACCUCUCCCUUUGUCCCCCAACUCCCCACCUGGACAGAGACUGAGUCUGGAGUCCUAGCCCCAUCCUGUCCAGAGCCUGUGGGUGUGGGAGCUGCAGAGGAAACACUUCUCGGACUUACUUAACCACCCAACACGCAGGCUGCUCAGCAGGGCAGACCCAGGACUUAAAAGCAGAGGGCCAUGUGGGCUGCUUCGUCCUUGGCCUGAGGCCCCUCAGUGGCUGGGAUGCUGUCCUGUCCUUUCCUCAGUCCCCCAGGACUCCAGGACAUCCUUGUACAAGGGCAUACCACUACUUGGGAAGCCAGCUACUCUGUCCACAAGUCCUCCUGGAUACCAAGAAGUGGUACCUCUCUAGCUAUUCUCCCUUAACUGGGCCCUGCUGCCUCAGACCCUGUGGGUUCCUGUGGUGCCUUUCUGCUCUGAGGCUGGGGAUCUGAGAUGCAGGAUCCCAGCAGAGGACCAAGUCUCUGACAGGAGGUCGCUGAGACCUGCUCCCAGGAUCACACCCCGUGGACAGGCUCCUAACCUACAAAGCAGGGAUGGAUGCUCCACAUGCUGUGCUGGGAAAGCUCAGUCAGAAAGUGCAUUGCUUUGUCCUGGGCAUUGGAGAACAGGCCUACAGCUGCUGGAGCUCCUUCAGGGGAGGUCCUGAGAGGUAAGAGGGCACUUUUGAUUUAAAUUCUCUGGAAAGGAGAUGAUAAUAGCUUAUCACCAACCAUUCCUUCCAGGUAGCCUCAGAAAUUGAGAAGGAAAUAUUAACUUCAUGGUGCUUCCAGUUCUUGGAGAGGGGCCUGGGUGACUUCAGAGUAAAGAAUGGGCAGGGCCAAGGCAGAGGUAGGCUUAAGGCUGGGCACAGUGAUCCCUGCCUUGAUGACCCCAAGGGCCCUCCCCAACCUGCCAGGUGGAGGUUCAGGGGUGGGCAAGCACCAGCUACUGGCUCCCCCUGUGCUGCAUCAGUCCCUGGUGCCUCUGGGGACUUAGUCCUCUGCCCCCGGCCAACUGAGGGCCAACAAGACUGCCUAUUGGCUGUUUUGGUAAACAUGUGUUGUGAGUGGAUGUGCCUUUUCUGUAAACAUCAGAAGCCAUGUCUGCUUGGAACCCAGCUUCCAAGGAACAGCCACUCCCUGGGAGGGAAGACAUGGCCUAAGGAAAUGCACAAGCAGGUCCUUCGGGGUUCCUGGUGGCUCUGUCCCUCCCUGGCUAGGCUCUGCUCCCCCAGCAUCAUAGCUUCCUGCUUCCCCAGAGGGCCAGGAGGACACCUGGCAGGAGACUCAUUGAAGGCCCAGGCACUCACCAGGUGCUGCCCACCCAACAGAGGGUCCUGCUCCUUAGGAAGCCUCUCCAGGCACCAUGCCAGAAUGAAAAGGCAGUCCAAGUUACUCACUGCUCAGUAAAGGCUGUCUGCAGCUUUGGGGUGGGGGUCACUUGGCAUGGGGCUGCCCAUGCAGCAGUCUGCUAUCUGUGAAGACCACCUAUUGUUGGAAGGUACGGUACAGAUGCAGUGACCUUUUGGGAGGAAAGUUCUUGCUGCUUGUUCCUCCCCAGUUGGAUGGACCUGUUAGCCGGCUGUACUCGGAGCAGCACACUGGGGUGUGACUGCUAUGAUAACGGCUUGUUCCCUCUGCACAGAUCUACUUUUUAGGAAGAUCUAGUUCUCAUGUAGUUUCUCCCUAGUGUGCACCACUCUGCACCUGGUCUAAUAAGGGCUGUAUUUGGCUCUGUUUUGACAAUUCUUUUGACUUAUUUUUUUUAACAGCUUUAUUGAGGGCAUAUUUUACAUAUUAUAAAGUUCACCCAUUUCAAGUGCACAAUUGAAUGAUUUUUAGUAACUUUACCAAGUAGUAUAACCAUCACCAGUUUUAGAACCAUUUUUAUCACCCCUUAAGCAGUCACUCACCAUUUCCCCUUACCCCAGGCCCUGGCAACCACUAAUCUACUUUCUGUCUAUGGAUUUGCCUAUUCUGGGCAUUUCAUAUAAAUGGAAUGUAACAUUUAUCAGUACUUUAUUCCUUUUUAUGGAUGACUAUAGACACCGUGUGGAUAUACCACAUUUUGUUUAUCCAUUGAUCUAUCAGUGAAUGUUUCGGUUGUUACCACUUUAUGGCAAUUGUGAAUAAUGCUGCUGUGAACAUUCAUGUAUAAGUUUUUGUGUGGAUGUUAUGUUUUCAUUUCUCUAGCAGUGGAAUUGCUGCAUUGUGUGGUAAUUUUAUGCUUAACUUUUUGAGUUACUUAUAAGUUACAUGUCAUAUGUGAAUAUAUUCUCAUAAAAAAUGUCAUCAAUGAAGAGAAAGUCACUCUUGAUCCUCAAUCCUAUAGGAAACAAUGCUGUCCCUUUGGUGAGCAUCUUUCCAGAUCUUUUCCUACAUGAGCAUUCUGUUUCUCUUUAUGUAAAUCCAGAAUGAAAUGAUUUGUUAGUUUUUUUAAUCAUAAAUAUUGAAAUUACACAGGA